Molecule: messenger RNA, 6476 nt
Organism: Cololabis saira (Pacific saury)
Lineage: Eukaryota; Metazoa; Chordata; Actinopteri; Beloniformes; Belonidae
Gene: xylt1
Product: xylosyltransferase I
Exons: 11
Coding region: 16-2871 (951 amino acids)
Biological process (GO): heparan sulfate proteoglycan biosynthetic process; chondroitin sulfate proteoglycan biosynthetic process
Cellular component (GO): membrane
Molecular function (GO): protein xylosyltransferase activity
Source: RefSeq, a predicted model, not a curated record
AGCCCCGGUGAGAAGAUGGUCGGCGGCUCGUGUGCUCGCAGGCUGGCCCGCCGGUCCCGGUCCGCCCUGAUAGCAGCCCUGACGGUGCUGCUGGUCCAGACCCUGGUCGUGUGGAACUUCAGCACCCUCGACUCCGGCGAAGAGCGACAAAACGCAGGCUCUAGCAGCGUGCGGGGAAAGAGGGACAACAAAGCAGCUGCUGGCAGCGACUAUUUCCAGCACGGAGUCCAUCAGCAGCAGCGGCAGCGGCAGCCGGGCCAGCAUCAUCCUCCCGCUCCGGGGAGGCCGACGUCUCGACACAUACAGCAGCCGGAUGGAUAUUACUCCCACCGGCCGAAGGAAAAAAGUAGAGUUGACAGCAACAACGAGAACUCUGUGCCCAAAGACUUUGAGAAUAUGGAUAAUAGUAACUUUGGUGCACGUUCACAGCCACACAGGCAAUCUGUAGGGGCCAAAGGCAGUAAGCAGCGGGAGCGUCUGCAGGAGAAGGCUCAAGCUCAGCAACAAAGCUGGAAGGACAACUCCCCGAGACUAGGCCGCAGCUCAAACGAGGUUCUCCCGGUAGGCCACCAGUCCCUGACAGUCGGAAACAUCAGCUCAUACCCUGGAGGUCAAGGCCUUGUGGGCGGUGCACAGCAGCACUACCGUGUCUCUCAGGUCCAUCAUGCUCAGUCACAGCACAAAUCUCAGCACCCCCACAAGAAACAGGCAACUGCAGCAACACUGGAGGUGACGUACGACCAGCCGCCCAAGUGCGAGAUCAGUGGGAAAGAAGCUAUUUCAGCCCUGUCUCGAGCCAAGAGCAAGGAGUGCCGGCAACAGAUUGCUGAGGUGUAUUGCAGACACAAGGAGGGCCAGUUAAUGCCAGAGAAGGUCACUCGUUACUGCCCAAUUGAAGGUAAAGCCAAUGUAAAUAUCCAGUGGGAUGAAGACUCUGCUGAGAACAUUCCAUCAAAUCCAGUGAGAAUAGCGUUUGUCCUUGUGAUUCAUGGGCGGGCUUCUCGCCAGUUUCAACGCCUCUUUAAAGCCAUAUACCACACUCCGCACUUCUACUACAUACAUGUCGACCAGCGCUCUAACUACCUGUACAGGCAGGUCCAGGCCUUAGCAACCCAGUACCCCAACGUGAGGGUGACCCCCUGGCGGAUGGCUACCAUCUGGGGGGGAGCCAGCUUGCUGACCAUGUAUUUGCGUAGCAUGGCCGACCUCCUGGCCAUGAGGGACUGGAACUGGGACUUCUUCAUCAAUCUCAGCGCCGCUGAUUACCCCAUCAGGAACAAUAACCAGCUGGUGGCCUUCCUCUCCAAAUACAGAGACAUGAACUUCAUAAAGUCCCAUGGCAGAGACAAUGCAAGGUUUAUUCGUAAGCAGGGUCUGGAUCGUCUGUUCUACGAGUGUGACACCCACAUGUGGAGGCUGGGUGACCGAAAAAUUCCAGAAGGCAUCUCUGUGGACGGUGGGUCGGACUGGUUCCUUCUCAACCGCAUGUUUGUUGAAUAUGUGAUCAACUCCAAGGAUGAUCUGGUCACCAACAUGAAGCGCUUCUACGCAUACACUCUGCUGCCUGCUGAGUCAUUCUUCCACACUGUGUUGGAGAAUAGCGCCCACUGUGAGAGUAUGGUGGAUAACAACCUGCGCAUUACAAACUGGAACCGUAAACUGGGUUGCAAGUGCCAGUACAAGCACAUUGUGGACUGGUGUGGAUGCUCUCCUAAUGACUUUAAGCCAGCAGACUUCCACCGCUUUCAGCAAACAGUGAGGCCCACCUUCUUUGCCAGGAAGUUUGAGGCCAGUGUGAACCAGGAAAUAGUGAACCAGCUGGAUACGUACCUGUUCGGACCAUUUCCCCAGGGGCUGCCAGCACUAAACUCGUACUGGGAGAAUGUCUACGAUGAGCCCGAUAGCGUGGCCAGCCUGUCGGACACACAGCUCACAUACUAUCACUCCUUCUCACGACUAGGCCUCGCCAGGGCUGCAGCCUCGCUGCAGGGGAGCCCAAGUGAUCACAGCUGCAGGUACUUCCCCAUGGGACAUCCAGUGUCAGUACAUCUUUACUUUCACUUAGACCAGUUCCAGGGCUACCUGGUCAAGCACCACGCCACCAACCUGGCAACAAGCAAACUGGAGACGGUGGAGACCUGGGUGGCACCCAAGAAGAACUUCAAGCUAACCACACCUCCCACCAGCACAUUCAGCAGGUUACAGUUUGCAGAGAUUGGCACAGAGUGGGAUGCCAAAGAGCGCAUGUUCAGAAACAUUGGUGGACUCAUGGGUCCCGUGGAUGAGACGGUGGGCAUGCAGAAGUGGAAUAAAGGGCCUAACGUCACUGUCACUGUUGUGUGGAUCGACCCCACCAAUGUCAUCGCAGCCACCUAUGACAUCCUGAUAGACGCGAGCGCAGAGUUCACCCACUACCGUCCACCACUCAACCAGCCCCUGCGACCCGGCGUGUGGAGUGUCCGCAUCCUGCAUCACUGGAGUCCUGUGGCAGAGAUACGUUUCCUGAUUGCCCCGUUGGCUUAUAAUAAGCACCAGCCCAUACAGCAAGAGAAUACGUUGAAGCUCCACAAUGGGCCAGCAAAGAACAGCUACAUGGAGCAGAGUUUCCACGGUCUGAACCCAGUGCUCAACAUCCCUGUCAGCCUGGCUUACGUCGAGCAGGCAAAGAGGAACGCAGCCCUCACUGGCCCGGAGCUGGAGAACUGGUUAGAUAGCCUUGUCGGCGAAAUGUGGGAGGCAGCUGAUGUGUGUGCCGUCGGCCCCACUGCCUGUCCCGUCAUGCAGACCUGUGCCAGAAGCCCAUGGAGUUCGCUUAGCCCAGAUCCAAAAUCGCAGCUGGGAGUGCCACGCGCUGAUGGUCACAUCAGGUAGCAGCGAGGCUUCCAGCUGGACAGGAGGCCACAGCGCUGGUUAUUUAUACUUUAUUUGAGAGGUUUCUUGUUCGUGUGGGGGAGAAGUGUGAGUGUUCUCCGUCUGUCCUGGGUGAAAAAGGAGGAUAAAAAAAAAACAAAUUGCUUUUUUUGGUGGGUGUCUGGACAGAAACCGAGAGGAUGAAUCUAUCAGAUCACCCCACAGGAUUAUUUCUUUUAGGGGAAUUUGCUGGCUUUUGCUACUUCACUUUCCAACUUUAUUUAUUUUUCUUCUUGUUGCUGAGUCCCACUGUGAUCAAGCAUUGCAGUUUACAAGCUUUUAAUUGGCUGAUUAAUGAAUUAUGAAGUUAGUUUGUAAUGCCCUGCACAGGGCACUGAGGCUAUGUGAGUUUGGUUCAUAUGGGAAAAAAAAAAAAUAGAUGUAAAGUAGACAUUAAUGAGGAGCUGCCCAGGUACUGAAUGAAAUUUGCGUCCUUGAGUUCAUGUGAACAACAGCUAAAUAUAUCUGUGUUUUCAUCAACCCCAAAACAGAUCAAAAAUAUUAUGAUGAUUCACCUCAAAAGUGGCAUUAGAAGCAAAUUUUUCCAGAAAUUAGAAAAACUAAUUGAGACACAGAAACUGCUUUUAGCUAGGCUAAGCAUCUGAAGAUCCACUUUUGUUAAUAUAAGGUCCAUUUCCAAUAGACAGGGGUUUUGGGUAGAUUUCUCGGAGCCAUUACCAGGAACGGCCCUACAAAAGUGGCCUUCAGGAACCUUUACAGGGCCAAAAAACAUUCCUGUAGUAGGAGAGGUACUCAGGUGGAUCAACAGGAGCUUCCUGCCGGGGGUCUCUGCUAAUUGAGAUUUCUUUUUUUUUUUUUUUUUUUUUUUUUUUUUUUAAAGAUUGAACACAGAUUUAUUUAAAAUAUCCUGAGCACCAUCAAACCUGCUAAUUCCCAACCAUAGGCCAAAUGACAAAAUGUCUACAAAGUUUGGCUUUAUAAGAGGUGAAAAGGAUUGCAUUGUCAUUUCACAGAAAAUCCAUACACUGAUAUUUUAGUUUAAAACGUAAAUCUGACAGAUGUGUUAAGCUUUUUUAAAAGCUUAACACAAGCUUGAUGGGAUUUCUAAAUUAUAUUCAGCACUUUCACAUUCAUAUAAAUCAAGUGAACACAACUUAUUUGAACCUAUUGGACCAGAAACAUCUUGCUAUGACUACAUAUGCUUAAGUUGGAGAUUAAAAGGAUAAAAACGAUUGAUGGGCUGACGAGUCGGUUGGUGUAUUAUGCCAAUGUAGAAGCAGCAUCCAUUGUUGACGUGUUUCUUCUUCUUUUUAUUGUUUUAGAGCAUUCUUCUUUUUCAUUUCCUAAACUGCUGCUGGGCAUUUGUGAACAGCAAGAAAUGUGCAUUACCACCACCUCGUGGUCGCCUGUGCUAUUUGUUCAGUGAAUAGUUCUUGCGUGGCACUACAGUGUAAUGAAGACACGCCGGCUGAAGGGGCUGGUAAGACUGUCGGCCCUGUUAGAGGUUCCUGUCCGGUUGGCUUACCCUGAAUCCCCGAUAAUGGAAACACACCUAUAGUAAGUUAUAAAUGUAAACACAAAGGCCUUUUAGGGAUAUUUAGAUAAUUGGGGAAGAUCAUUAAAGAAGUGUUUUUCAGUGUUUUAGUAUUAAUUUAUAAAUACUUCCUUUGCCGUCUCUUUAUGAUAAUGUUUUCAGGUAUAACAGAUACUUUGCAUAGAUUUAUUUAAUGACACUCAGAUGUUGUGACAGGCGGCAGACAAAAAACUGAUUUGUCUGUCUUGUUUUUUUUUUGUUUUUUGUUCUUUCCUUUUUAAUAAACCUGCCUCAAACUUGAAACAAAAUUACCUUAAGCUGGCCAUAAAAGUUUUUGUUUUAUUUCAGUCAUUUCAGUGACACUUGUACUUAAUUAUAACACGUGUCUCAAAUUGUGUGAAUGGGGGGUGGGGUUUCGUCCACGAGUCACUAUUUAUUUAUACAUUUGUAUUAAUACUGAUAUUUUUAGUCGGUGACUAAAUAACUGCAACGCUGCCUUGGCAGCAUGAUAAAUAUUUUAUUGUUAAAAAACAUGCCUUUAUUUAAAAAGGCUAACACCCCAGACUUAUCUUGUACCUUUUUAUGGCCCGCAGCUGUGGAUUUGUCAGUGUUGUCCCGUCUGAAUAGUUCUUCUUGUCCUGUUUUUUUUUUUUCUUUUUGAUAUGGAUGUUUGCCAAGUGCAUCACAAGGGAAAGCCACACUGACCUGUGAGAUCAGAGAUCAGCUACCUUACAACCUUACCAAACAGAGAAGGUGAAAAAAAAAAAACUUUUCACAAGCAAACACACUGGAAAAUGCUUGGACCGAAGGAAAAAAACUGUGCUUUUUGGUGUUUCGUGGUUGUUAUGAGUGUCAGAAUGACAGUGAGUGGUUGUGAUAUUCAUGCUGUGACAAUAAUGUACAAUUUAAAGUGAAUAUUAUAGUGUAUAUUGAUUUCAGAAAUGAAUAAUUUAUUAGAUAAGUUCUAUAGCACCUUGUCAGCCCUUUUACAUUUGAUGUACUUUUGCUCCCAUCAAGACAAUCUCUGUGCAUUUGAGACAACUUAAUUAUACGUGGAGUAGUGCUGUACCGCAACACAUCCUGGACAAAAGGUUUGCUCACAUAUUUGCUUUACCUUGAAAUAAGUUGCAUCUGAAGUGAAUUACGUUUUCAGUGAUUGCUAACAUUGUUCAGUGAUCACAUGAGCCAAGGUAGUGUUUUUACACGGGCUAAUGAAGAGAUCUUACUGUUCAUUAAUGUCAAAUUCACCUUGCCUCUCCGUCAGAUGUGUGUACUAUAACUGCUACUUCUCUUUCCCUUUCACAUCUAUGCUGUUUCUGGAGCUCAGUUGUAAAGGACAACUUUGUGAUCCACUGGCUGGAUUCUGCUGCCCUCUUAUAACUGAUAGUGCCACCUCGCUCUGAACAAUUACUUCACACAAUAAACAUGAUGUAAGCUUAAUGAAAGUCUGGGGGGGUGAAUUAAAGUUCAUUAAAUGUGAGUCCUAUUUUGUAACAUGAUUAACACGUGAAGAAGAUGUACAUAUGUAUUUUGUAUUGAAGUAUUGUUAAAAAAAGAAGUUAUUGUACAUAUAAAUACUGAUCUGGUAAAAACAACACUGAGUUAUCACGAGUUUUUGAAAUGUCAUUAACUAAGCAAAACAGUGAAUUGACUUGUGGAUUAAAGUACAUACACUUGUUUCAGUGUUUCGGACGGCUGCGACAGCAACCUAGCCCUGUUUGGCUCUCAGAUAAAAUCAGAUUGUUGUUGUACUUAAUGGAAUGUAUUGUUGAGCAACUGUUGCACAAAUUUCUCUGACUGAUGUGUCCCCUUUUAUUUUAUCUGGGGGAGGCUCUGUGUGCCUUAGCUGAUUUCUAGAACUUUCUCCAUUGAAACAAAAUCCUGAUUUUAUUUGUUUUUGACCUCAUGUGAGGAAUGCCAUAAGUCUGUCGAGUGAUUCAUUAAUACUGCAACACCAAAAUGAUGUCUGCUGUUGUAUAUAUCAUUAGGCCUUCUGUUGUUAUGGCUCAUAUUUUUUUUUCCUUCCUCGGUGGAAUUUGUUUUUGUUGUAAUAGCUUCUUUUCAUUUUCUC